UACUUAUGGUAGACGGUACUGUUUUUUUCAGAAUGGAUGCCUGAAGGUCAUAGACCGCAAGAAGCACAUCUUCAAGCUGUCCCAAGGCGAAUAUAUUGCUCCCGAAAAGCUGGAAAACAUAUUUAUUCGUUCCUUGUUUGUGGCUCAGAUCUUCGUGCAUGGAGAAAGCCUCAAGUCCUGCCUUGUUGCAGUUGUGAUUCCUGAUCAAGAGUAUUUGAUGCAGUGGGCAGCAGAAAACUCCAUAUCGGGCACCUUUCAUGAACUCUGCAGGAAUAAUAUUGUCAAGAAGUCCAUUCUGGAUGACCUCUGCCGCCUUGGAAAAUUGUCUGGGCUGAAGUCUUUUGAGCUGCUGAAGGAUAUCUAUGUACACAGUGACUUGCUGAGUGUCGACAAUGGCCUUCUGACGCCCACUCUGAAGACUAAGCGGCCCGAGUGCCGGAAAUACUUCCUGCCUCAAAUCGAAACCAUGUAUAGGAGUCUAGCUUAGGGCCUUAGGGGUAACAAAGAGUUACUUUUUUUUUUUCGAGCAAUAGAAGCGUUGUAGCAGAGGGCACAGAAGCCACGUUUCUCCACACUUCUACGGUUGCCCUCCUGUGCUAUCAGUAUGUAGAAGAGGCAGCGUGCGAGACCAGCGCACUUUUUUUUCCAUACCACUCGCUCUCUACUUGUCAUGUCUCCAACACUCAAAGGCUCUGGAAAGAAGUCUCUCAAGCACUGCUACUCUUUCUCAAGGACCAGUCCUCGUAGAUUUUGUAAAAAGUUCAGUUGGUGUUGCUGACCUAUGUCAUUCUCUCCAGGCAUAUGCUUUUUUCCCCCAUUAUCGCCAGGUUUCUCUUCCGGAUACUGUGCAUUUGCCGAUUCAGGAGUUAAAUGCUAACAACAUGCUGCUUGGGUGCGAGGUUGAAUGAAGUGUAGUUUUUCUGCAUCUGACAACUUGUCUGUCAGCCCAUGGAACUUUUGUUUUGUUUACUUUUCAUCUGUGCACACAAUUUUGCGCUGGCAAAUGUGAACUGGCAUACUACUGGAUGUGUAAAACUUCGUUAUUAUUAUUUUUUUUUUUUUUGUUGUCCUUGUUUUUCAAACUGACAUGUUGCAUUUGUCUGAAAUGGUGAUCGAUUUAGAUUUUGUUGUCUCUUUGAAAUUACGUACUACUAUUUUUUUUUUUUUGUCUAAACUGUUUGUUUGCAGCAUUCUUUUGUUCUUUUAAUUUACCCAACCCUAGGUUUUCACGGCUUCAAUCUUUGGCUAGAUUGUGUCAUUCAGCCCAACCAGUGCUAGUGUGAUGAAUGCAUUAUGUGUCACAUGCGUCAACAAAUUGACUUGUUACUUCCAUCUUUGCUGCAUGCAAAUCCAGAGCAUGCCUGUGCGGCAGUGUUAUGCAAAUUUGAAAGAAUUGUCAUUUUCAUACAUUUUACAGGCUGGAGCAUCCAUGCUUAUAGCAUUCUUGUUGCUGUCUAUAAAAUUGUUUUUCUUUACGACACAUAGAAAUUACUUAUAUAUAAAUAUUUAUUCAAAAUUUUUUUCUAGAAAACUCUUUCAGGUGAAACUUUAAAAAAAAUAGACCUUUUUGUCUUCACUCUACUUUUGACAUCAUAUCAUGUGAUAAUGCUGAAGUCAAAAAUGCAGACUCUAGUCCAAACAGAAAUUGCAUGACUUUGAAGCUUUCUGCUGUGGUGAUAACAUAGUGUAGUAAGUGCAUAGAGCAAAAAUCGAGAGCAUGUGCAGAGUGGCUGACCACCUUUUAAUGAAGCAUUUCAAUUUAGCACAGGUCUCUCAGGGCUAAAAUGGUGCUGUCUCUCCUUCGCUUUUAUACUUAAAAACUUAGGUUAACAGUGUAAAGUUGGUCGGUACCAUUUUAUGUGCAUGUUGUUUUUCCUAAUCAUGAUUUUUUUACAUUCCAAGCUCCUAAUGACUGCAAAAUAUUAAGCUUUCCACCCUUGUAACCAUCUCCUCUGAUGGUCUUUCCACAACUUUGGUAACAAAAAUUCAUAUUGGUACAUUGUUUGGACUUUUCUUCUUUUGGCAUCCUAGAAGUGUUUUGCAAUAACCGUACACUCGCAAAGAAAGAGGACAUAUUUAUUAGUUAUUUCUUCUAGUUCCAAAUGACCAAAGAAUUAAUAGUACUUAAGAGCAGACAUUGGAAUGUAUCCAUGGCACUCAUAGUUAGGCUUUCAUGAAUAAAAAGUCUGUGAUUUUCACCUGC
This is a messenger RNA of Dermacentor silvarum, 2203 nucleotides long. Its product is annotated as long-chain-fatty-acid--CoA ligase 1-like. The transcript has 4 exons. Bases 218 to 487 code for a protein of 89 amino acids. Gene Ontology annotation, molecular function: long-chain fatty acid-CoA ligase activity. The record is from RefSeq and is a predicted model, not a curated record. Gene Ontology annotation, biological process: long-chain fatty acid metabolic process. Gene Ontology annotation, cellular component: endoplasmic reticulum; membrane. NCBI's taxonomy places the organism in Eukaryota, Metazoa, Arthropoda, Arachnida, Ixodida, Ixodidae.